Messenger RNA from Ochotona curzoniae (black-lipped pika), 7145 nucleotides. RefSeq names its product malic enzyme 2 (gene ME2). The record is from RefSeq and is a predicted model, not a curated record. Gene Ontology annotation, cellular component: mitochondrion. The coding region runs from base 348 to 2102 and encodes 584 amino acids. Gene Ontology annotation, biological process: malate metabolic process; pyruvate metabolic process. Gene Ontology annotation, molecular function: NAD binding; malate dehydrogenase (decarboxylating) (NADP+) activity; malate dehydrogenase (decarboxylating) (NAD+) activity. The transcript has 16 exons. NCBI's taxonomy places the organism in Eukaryota, Metazoa, Chordata, Mammalia, Lagomorpha, Ochotonidae.
ACAGUACCUCGAAGAACAGCACGGAAGAAGGUGCGGCGGCCAGGACCGCGGGACCGGCCCGCUGAACCCCGAGGCGAGUCCCGCCCCUGCGCCAGCCUUCCGGAUCUCAUUGGCCUGUACGUCUGUCCGUCUCCGCCCAUGGGGCCGUGCCGGCCCGCGCCGGGUUCCUGGCUACUUUUCGGCGGGCUGGGGGGCCGCCCACGGCAGAGUGAACCUGACCCGGCUCCGGCUUCGGGGUGCUGGGAGAAGGGGCGCAGGAGCGGAGCAUCACCGGGGUGGGUGGUAGGCCCGCGGCCUCUCCUCUGGCAGCGCCACCUGUCGCGGGGCGAGCGGCUGUAAAAGGAAAGAUGUUGUCCCGGUUCCGAGUUGCGGCUACGCCUUGUUCUUGGGCAUGUCGUCGUUUGCACAUAAAAGAGAAGGGCAAACCCCUGAUGCUGAACCCAAGAACAAACAAGGGCAUGGCCUUUACCUUACAGGAACGGCAGAUGCUCGGGCUGCAAGGACUUCUACCUCCCAAGAUCGAGACGCAGGAUAUCCAAGCCUUACGAUUCCAUAGAAACCUGAAGAAAAUGACCAGCCCUUUGGAGAAAUACAUCUAUAUAAUGGGAAUACAAGAAAGAAAUGAGAAAUUGUUUUACAGGAUAUUGCAAGAUGACAUUGAAAGUCUCAUGCCAAUUGUAUACACCCCAACAGUUGGUCUUGCCUGCUGUCAGUAUGGACACAUCUUUAGAAGACCCAAGGGAUUGUUUAUUUCAAUCUCAGACAGAGGUCAUGUUAGAUCAAUUGUGGAUAACUGGCCAGAAAAUCAUGUUAAGGCUGUUGUUGUGACCGAUGGAGAAAGAAUUCUGGGUCUUGGAGAUCUGGGUGUCUAUGGUAUGGGAAUUCCAGUAGGAAAGCUUUGUUUGUACACAGCCUGUGCAGGAAUACGGCCAGAUAGAUGCCUGCCUGUGUGUAUUGACGUGGGAACUGAUAAUGUGUCACUCCUGAAAGAUCCAUUUUACAUGGGCUUGUAUCAGAAGCGAGACCGUUCACAACUUUAUGAUGAACUGAUUGAUGAGUUUAUGAAAGCUAUUACUGACAGAUAUGGCCGGAACACACUUAUUCAAUUUGAAGACUUUGGGAAUCAUAAUGCAUUCAGGUUUUUGAGAAAAUAUCGAGAAAAAUACUGUACUUUCAAUGAUGAUAUUCAAGGGACAGCUGCAGUAGCUCUAGCAGGUCUUCUUGCAGCACAAAAAGUUAUCAGUAAAUCCAUCUCAGAACACAAAAUCUUGUUCCUUGGAGCAGGAGAGGCUGCUCUUGGAAUUGCAAAUCUUAUAGUUAUGUCCAUGGUGGAAAAUGGCCUCUCAGAGGAAGAAGCACGAAAGAAAAUUUGGAUGUUCGACAAGUAUGGUUUAUUAAUUAAGGGGCGGAAAGAUGACAUAGACAGUCAUCAGGAGCCAUUUGCUCACUCAGCUCCAGAGAGUAUACCUGAUACUUUUGAAGAUGCAGUGAAUAUACUUAAGCCAUCAGCCAUAAUUGGGGUUGCUGGUGCUGGCCGACUUUUUACUCCUGAUGUAAUCAAAGCCAUGGCCCGAAUCAAUGAAAGACCUAUCAUAUUUGCGUUAAGUAAUCCUACGGCAAAGGCUGAGUGCACCCCUGAGGAAGCAUAUACUCUCACAGAGGGCCGGUGUUUGUUUGCCAGUGGCAGUCCAUUUGGGCCAGUGAAACUUGAAGACGGGCGAGUCUUUACUCCUGGUCAAGGAAAUAAUGUGUAUAUAUUUCCAGGUGUGGCCUUAGCUGUUAUUCUCUGCCACACCCGGCAUAUCAGUGACAGUAUUUUCCUAGAAGCUGCAAAGGCACUAACAAGUCAAUUGACAGAUAAGGAACUAGCUCAAGGAAGACUUUACCCACCGCUUGCCAAUAUCCAGGAAGUGUCUAUUAAUAUCGCUAUUAAAAUAACAGAAUACCUGUAUGCUAAUAAAAUGGCCUUCCGAUACCCAGAACCCGAGGACAAGGCCCAGUAUAUUAAAGAGAGGAUAUGGAGAAGUGAAUACGACUCCCUGCUGCCGGACAUGUAUGAGUGGCCAGAGUCUGCGUCAAGGCCUCCCCAGAUAACAGAAUAGGAGCCCUCCCAGCAAUGCACAAAUAUUCCACCUGCUUCAGGGAGCCUCUUGGCUGAACAAAGACCCGGUGUUCCCAGACCUACGGUGUUUUCUGUGUUUUAUUCCUCCAUCCCCACCGUUUGUGUGACUUCUGUUUUUCCCCACGAGUCCCAUGUCUGGUAGAUGUGUUGACUGUACUGUUAAGGCCCAUCAGUGCCCUACAAUUGCCAAUUGUAUGUUGUGUUAAUUUAUAGCCCAUGGCACACUCAAGAGAUGUUACAGAGGGAUCUGUAAAUGUCUUCCCUUGCAUUCUUCAUGUUUGCCAUGUAUUUACUGUUAUAGGUAAUAAUCUACUCUCACCCAGUUCUGGUAGGGCUACUACAAUAGAAAUUUGCGUCUAUACAUCUGAAUCAGAAUUUUGAAAGCAAACCACAUUCCAAGGAAGAUUUGUUAGCAUAUAAAACUUUUUUGUAUCUGCUUCAUUUUACAUUCAUUCUCUGAAAUUUAUGAUAAUCAGAUCUAGGGAAACAUGAAAAAUCUACCCUAUUUGUUUUUUGAAACUAAAUCAAGACUCAACUCUAUAGGAAAACAGCAGAAACUACAGCAUUUAUAUAAAAAUCAUUCUCAACAGUGUCUAAAAAAAGUUAUCUGCUUAAUAAAAAUAAUUGUUUCAGCUAUGUUAGUUUACUGCUCAGCUACAAAUUUAGGUUCACUUUAUUACAAAAAACACGUGUUUUCAUCUUCUUUCACUACUUUUGAUUUUAGUAUGCCUAUGGCACAUAGAUUAUGGCUAACUUCAUAUGGCUUCUUAAAAAUAAAUUAUGUUUCAGGUCUCAGCAAUUUGCAUAUAGGUAGAGUAACUAUAUCUUUAUUCUAACAGCAAUACCAUUACUUGAAAUAAUUUUGGAAUGUUCUGGAAUACAUUCCUUUUAAUAUUCCUUUUAAUGGUGGUGACUCUGCAAUGAAGAUGAAUUUGUUUAAAAAUCACCAAAAUUACUUUAAAACAAAGUGAACAUGACUUAAGUAGACCAGAAAAUGUUGUAUUUGGUCCCAGAAAGUUGCGUAAUAAUUAGAAAAAAAAUAACAGUUUUCCUCUGGCUUGCAAAUUGGAGGGUUCUAAAAAAAAAUCUGGAAGCAUUUUGAAAAAUAGUAAAAAUGCUGUAAUAUUUGUCCCCUGGAAUUGCUUCACGAGAACAAAAAUUUUAAACAUGCUCAUUCUUGAAACUAACCACAGUAAGAUUUUCAGAAGUACUUACCACCCAGUUUGGGGGUCGUUCUUCCCUUCUGUAGAGAUUGACGAGUGGUGAUAUUGAAGGUGAUUUGUGUUUGAAGGAUGCUUGAAAUGGCACUGCGUGGGGAAAUGCAGUUGGUUAGUCAGUACAACAGAUGAUCAAUGGCAGAAAUCUGCUUCAUAAAGUCACAAGUUUUUUCUUUUGGCUUCUUUUACUUAAAGGUGAAAGAUUUAUCUUUUCCUGUUACCUUUGUUAAGACAGAAUACCCCUAACGAAGCAAUCUUUAUUUUAGUUUAGAACUACAAGUACAAUCCUUAUGGUUUUUUGCUAGUGCUUAUUAAAGGCAGGAACAUCUGCUGAAUUGAAGUAAUAACUCAUGUUUGCUUACUAAAUAUGACUAGUCCAGUCUUUAACGGAAAUUAUUAAAUAGCUUAAAGGAAAAAAGCUAAAUGGUAUAUAGCCUGUUUAAGAUAAAAAUCUUAAUUCUUAAGCUUUGUAUAAAGAGCUAUUAUUUUCAUUGUUAUUUAUGAAUUGGUAAUUUAUCAGUUAUCAAUUAUUGGAAGCAAAUUAAAUAUUUACUGUUUAAGCUAAGAAACUUUUAGCAUAUAAGGUAGGAGGGGGAGGCCAGUAAUGGCGUUAAACUGGAAAAGAAACUAAUAAAACAUCUGUGCCUUCUUUGGGAGCUUUUACCAAUCAAGAAUUAUUUUGAAAAACAACGAGAAAGUCUCUUUCAUUGUUUUUAAUAAAGAAGUCCUGCAGAUGAGUGGGAAAAAGAAGACAUUUAUUUUACCUGCUGCCACCCCAUAGUAUGAAACAGAAUGGCUGACUAGUGAAAGUAAGGUUCAUUGAUAAAAAGGGGAGUUUUCUAGAUCUGGGUCAAAGUGGUGUUAAUGGAAGGGAUGGAGUCUUAACCCAGAAGGUGCCUCUGCCUCACUGGGACCCUUUGAAGUGCAGAUCCCACCCACCCUCCUGUCCUAACACUGCCUUAAAGCCCUGUGGGACUUGUCUGGAGCGCUGCAGGGGUGAGGAGGGGGUACACUGGGGCUGAUGCUACAUUUCUGGCUGGCUCCCAAGUGGUUUCUGUGCUGCUCCAGAGCCCUGUGUGCAGGUGUGCAGGUCAAGCCUAGCGCUCACACAGCAUGUCCUUCAGUUGAUGUAAUGAAGAUCACCUGAGGCUAGGCUCUUGGCACACAGUAGUUAACAUCUAGAAGUAGUGGUUUCAUUUUUAUAGGAUAUUUAACCAGGACAAAAAUGGAUACAGUACUUGCAGAUGUUUCUGAAAACUGAGAAUAGUUUCAAUAUAAAUUACAGAUUUGUAGCCUAUUACUCAGAUGAAACCUAGCAACCACUUGAGUUGUCAAGUGGGCAUUUGUUUCCUGUUAAUUCUAUCCUUGGUCCUUUCAAUAACCAGCAUUUUAACAGUUUUUGCAGAAUUGCUAAUGAAUUAAGAGCAAACACUAAGGAGUGUGGGUCAUGAAUCAUCGUUGUCAGAUAACAGUGUCCCCAGAGGGAUGGAAGAAGAGCAGUGUGAAGCACAGAAUCUUGUCUUUGAAGCAUGAUUUUCUUCACAUCUCCUGGGUUCUGCUUGUUGACCAAAAUGGAAUCCACUUCUUUGAGAGUCUCCUACUCGAGAAUAAUAAUAUGCUUUCUAAUUCCCUUAUUGGGAUUCUGUGUCGAAGGAAGUGGAAGGGUGAAAUAGCACUACAAUCUUCUCCCCAUCCCAGUGAAACCCCCUCAUGUGCAGGUGUGGCACCUGUUGACUGCGGAAAUCAGCCCCAUUCAUGAUCUGCUCUGACUCUCCGCUGACUCGAUAACACAUACUCCAUGUGAGGGUUAAAAUGAGAACCUCUACAGCUGGCCUAACAACAUCCUUAAAACCCUCAUGAUAAUGCAGCUGCCUUAUCUGAAAUCAGCAUAAGGGUUUUGUUUUUUGGGGUUUUUUUGUUUUGUUUUGUUUUUUCAUGUAACCAGAGAGGAAGCCCAGUGCUUUGUUUGAAAUUUCAGUAUACUCAGGUGGGCCUAAUGAGGACAUGGCUCUUAUUCCUUAAUUUCCUUAGUUCUUCUAUGAGGUUGUACUUAAACUAAUGCUUGGAUUUUUGCAACAAUUAUUUUCCUUCCUUGGAUAAGGAAAAUUAGGCCUCUGAAAGAGACAAGUCUAUGGAGAUGGGCUACCCAUGGGAUCCAGUCAUUGUGUUCAUGACAGCAUUCAGUAGACAGCAUUUGACUCCAGAUGUGUUUGUCAUGUAACGAGUUACUGUAAUAUUUUCGUAUUUAAUCUUUCUUUUUCUAAGUGACUACAUAUUUGCCUGUUAUUUGUGAAGUUAUUCCUGAGUUCCGCAUACCUUUCUAAUUUUAAAAAUGAAAGGAAAUUUGUAGGAAUAUAUAUAUUCCUCAGUUGUCAUGAUUUCCUUUUAGGUUGUAGAAAAAUAUUUCCUCUUUCAUAAUUUUAAGUGUAAAUUCUAACAAAUCAUUGAUUCUUCUAUGACCAUUGACUUGUCACCAACAGAAUUGUAUAUACAAGGUGACUUGAAUGUUUGUGGAGAGUAGAAUUUUAAGCAUCUUGAUUCAAAAAAUGUGAAAAUAUGCAUGUAAGGGUUCUUCAAAACAUUCAUGCAAACAUGUGUUAUGAAAAAAAUCAUGCAGGGAUUUAAAAAAUGUUUACAUCAGAAUCAUACCUUCUAAUUUCACUUUUCCAUAUGAAGUUUGAAGUGUUCUUAUAGAGUGAAGUCAACAACAAAUUAAAUGUGAUGGGCAGCCCCUAACUGUGUACCAGGUGUUCUGACUGUUCCAACUUACUGUCAUUCUGUUCCAUUGCCUGUUCCAUGUUCCUGUUCUGUUCCAUUUACAGAUAAGGAUGGGCACAGAGAAAUUAGGCAACAAGUAUCUCACAGCCAGUGGCCAAGUUAGACCCUGGGUUCAGUCUCAUCUCCAAGGCAAAAGGGCCUCUGUAUAGCUGAUGUUAUCUGAAUUUUAAAGACCUUCAACAACUGUUAUUUCAAAUGAAAAUGCAUUACUUUCUUUGAAAAUCAGUCUGAGGUCUUUUCUUUUAAAUUUACCAGUUCCUUUGUUGUUGUUUUCAGCAUCUUAAGUGUUGGCUAUAUAAGUUAAAGACUUGGUUUCGAAUUUGAUAAAUUACACCAAAGAUUCACAGUAGCUAGUUCACUGACAUCUUUUGCUUUAAUAAUAUUCACAGAUCCAUCAACUGCUGUCACUUCUCUGCAAAUCAGUUUAGCAACAUUUACAUAUUCUAAUGCUUUCUGGCUCCGCCAGUGUCAAUAGUGCAUCUGUAUUGUAAGAUAUAUUUUAGAUAUCUCUUGUAUGCUUACAGGACUCCUAUUAAAAGGUGAGAACAAUAACAAGUAGUCCUAUGAAAUGUAUGGAUAGAAUAAGCAAUUUCUGAAGAGACCUAUUCUAGCUAAACAUUUCAACAAAUUCUGCUCAGUGUUUUGUUACACUUUGCCUAAAAACCUUUAAAAUGAACUGAAAUUACAACUAUAGUUUUCCAGUUGAUACAUUUUGUGUUUGCUUUGCUAAGGACUCAGUUACUCACUGUUCAUGGAAACCACAUACCGUGAGCCAUUGCUUAGCCAGCCUUUCUCAUCUUUGUGUUUAAGAUAACAUGAUGGAAUGGAUAGUUUUGUAGCUGCUCAUGGGAAUGCUGGUUAAGGGAAAGCCUUGUGUAGAACAUACUGUAAUAGAUUGACUUGUUACAGAUGGUUCUAAGAGUUGAUCUAAGAUUUAAUUAAGUGAAUUGUCUUUUCUGUCUUUUGUGAUAAUGAGAUGUGUGUGCUCUUAUAUUUUCUUAGUAAAAUUUUCCUAUGCAUAAAAAAAA